Messenger RNA from Cyprinodon variegatus (sheepshead minnow), 5420 nucleotides. RefSeq names its product PDZ domain containing 2 (gene pdzd2). Gene Ontology annotation, molecular function: protein binding. The record is from RefSeq and is a predicted model, not a curated record. NCBI's taxonomy places the organism in Eukaryota, Metazoa, Chordata, Actinopteri, Cyprinodontiformes, Cyprinodontidae. The transcript has 20 exons.
CAGAGUGAUACAUCUCCCACAUAUCUUCAUCGCUACCAGGAGCGGAGGGAAAAGUGAAUUUCCAGCCGCUUUUCCACAGCUGUUUUCCAAGUUUUUCCAGCUUUAAGUCUCCGUGAAAAGAGUCCAGUGAGUCCCCCGGAGCUACUUUUUCCAUGCUGAACUCAAACGCAGCUCUGCGCUGCUUUUUAUCCAGGGUCUCGUCCAACUGUUGAUGUCUCUGCUGUGUGGAUGCGGCUUUUCUGGAGCCAGGAUCACCUCUGAGUGCAUCACAGGAGCAACAGAAGGCUGUUUGCUUUGUGUUGGGAAUGAGGAGCAGCUUUUUCUACACGAUGUGACCAAAGAUGAUGGUCUGAUCCUGUAGCCUCCUCCCUGCUCCUCCUCUCAGCUCUACCCCACUGACUCCUCCUGGGUUCCCCCGGCGUCCGCCCUCUGCUCGUCCCUCAGAAAUGCGCUUUGGAAGCUGAGGUUCCUGCUCUGAUGGUGGAGAGCAUCGGGAUCCUCCGCAGGAACAAGAUGCCAGUAUGCCCAUCACUCAGGACAACGCCCUCAGCAUCCUCCUGCUGCUGGAGGACUGGCUCCGGGCUCAGACGCUGAGAUCUACCCAGACUGAGAGCAGAGAAGAAGAACGUUUGGAGACUCAGAUGUUCAUACCGCUUAUGGAGCAUCCAGACAUGGCUGUGCUGGUAGCUGGGAAACUCUACCUGGUUGAGCAGUGCUGGAACGGCGGAUGCAUCUACUUGAUCCUUUUGCGGCGGGUGAAGCGAAAGGCCCCUCUGCCUCCUUGUGUCGGGGAAAGCGUCCUCAGUCCUGAGCGGCUGGAAUGCAGCGAGAACCAGCAGGACCAGCAGCAGGACACAGCUGAUAGUGAUGUGGCAAACUACAAACGCACUCGCAAGUUUGGUGUCAUAUCACGGGCCUCCUUCCAUCGAGACCAGGAGGAAAGUCCUGAAUCAGAGAUCCAAAGCUGCACCCAGAGCCCUCCAUGUAAUGCAGAUGCAGGAGUCCGUCCCGCCCUGGAGGACUCUGACUGCAGCCCAGGCUCCUCUCCUCAGAUUAGAAAAGUUCAGUCACACAAUGGCACUGCUGCAACGCUGCCUGGGAGAAGUCACAGCCAGAUGGUGGAGCGCAGGAUGCACUCCUUCACCGGUGAAGCUGCAACCCAGGCCAGAGAGGGCAGCCACAUCUGGAAGAUGCACAUGGUGAAGGGUCAUGAGGGUCUUGGCAUUCAGAUAACAGGGGGGCGGGGCUCCAGGCGCUCUUCUCAAGGCAUCAUUAUUGCUCAUAUAGAGAAGGGGGGCGCUAUUCACAGAGUGGGCGGCAGCAGUCGGCUGGAGUCGGUGGGUGAGGACGACGAGCUGCUCGUGGAGAGCAGCAUCUGUGGCAUCGAGGCGGCAGAGAAACCUCCAACCGGCCGACGGAAACACUCCUUACCUCAGCAGCUGGACGCCACUGGAGUCAGACAGGAAUACCAGAUAAUUAAGAAGUCGGCCCGCUCCCUGAGCACCAUUCAGGUGGAGUCUCCAUGGCGACUGGCCCAGCCGUCCAUUAUCUCCAGCAUAGUGCUGAUGAAAGGCCAGGGGAAGGAUGAGUCAGAGGUGGACUUUGAACACUUUCCCUCCACAAGCCUUCCAGACAUCGUCAGCACCUGCAGGUCCUCUCUACCCCCCUGCUCCUCCCAGACUUUCUGCAGCACCACAGGUCUUCACAAUUCCUCCCAGUUAUCCAGCCUGGAGAACCUGGAAGACUUCAACCACGGGAAGGACUCAGAAGGAUGCAGUCCUACUCCCAUGAAGAUGGCCGCCCAGUCACAAGGAGAUGAGAUUUUGGAGGUAAACGGAGAGUCGCUCCAAGGACUCACUCACCAACAGGCCAUCCAGACCUUCAAGCAUUUGAAAAGAGGUGUUGUGACGCUCACGAUUCGCACCCGUCUGCGGAGUCCCAGUCUAACUCCAUGUGCAACGCCAACCCUUCCCAGUCGCUUCAGCUCCCCCAGUUCUUACACCAGUGAGGGCGCCCCUUCGCCAACAGGCCUGGAAGAGGCUGACGGCCUCAAGGGUCCCGGCUUGGGUCCAAAAGACUUUGUCAUUAUGGAGGUUACUCUUAAUAAAGGUCUGUCCAAUAAGAGUGCCUGGGCGGCGGCGCGGUCGAGGUCUGGAGACAGCCCCUCCGCCCUCAGCUGGACCAUGAAGAGGUUCCUGGAGCCUGCCAGCAGAGCAUCCCUGAGCUCAGAGACAGAGCUUUCCCAGUACUUCCCUCAUGACCUUUCUGGCCAGCCCGCCGCCCCCAAAUCCGGUCUGAAGAGCUCAAACAGUGAUCAAGGGCUUCACCAGCUGGGCUUCAGUACCUCCACAGAAGACGAGCUUUCACAACCCCGAGGACUUGGCACCUCCGUGACGAACAUAAACCACGACCCUGAAAGCAUCGCAUCGAGCAGCCAGACCUCGGUCCCCUUCCAGCCCUUUGUGGAGCCCCUUUGCCCCGCCCCCUCUGCCCACAGCCCCACCUCAGUGCGGAGCCCCCUGCUCCGCCAGCGACGGGUCAUAUGCUUAGAGGAGGAGCUUAGUGACAAUGAGGCCCACGAGGCUGAGUUACUAAAGCCCCCAAAACAGCCCGAUGUUCCACCCUCAGCACAGGCAUUGGAUCCCACACUGAACCUCUGUCCCAGGGAGGGGGAAGGAGGUUUUUACACCGUUACCCUCAAGAGAAGAGAGGAUGAGGCAUUCGGACUGGACCUGGAGAUCAUGUCCUCUCCUCUGACGGUCAUGGUUGCUGGUUUAAAGCCUGACCGGGCUGCAGAAUGGAACGGUGAAAGCAAACUCUGCCCAGGAGACCAGAUCAUGAAGAUCGGAGAUAAAGCUGUGAGCUCUUCAAAUUACCAGGAAAUCUGUGAACUUAUGCACAACCUUCCAAUGACUCUGUCUUUGGAGGUGAGGCGUGCUGCUUCAGCUGUAGAUCAGAUGUCCACCUCGUCAGCGGACGGCGGUGAUGAAACCACCAGAGGGGACAUAACCACAUCGGUUCCAGAGAAACAUCUUAAAGCUCCGUGUAGAAACUCAGAACCAUCCACGACCUCACAGCAAACUGAAAGUGGAUUCCAGCCGACCAUCUCCUGCAGACCUGAUGCUCCAUCAGAAGAACAUGGGUGUGACCCGCUCCUCUCAUUUGUCAGUGAAAACACUGCAGCACUGCAGAUGAACCACGGCGGCUUUAUUCAGCGUGCCGCCCAGGAUUGCCCUCCAUUUGCAGAACUGGUUUCCAAAACUGAAAAAAGUGAAUCUGCUUCUGACAACAACAGAGAGAGCGGUGAUGAUUAUUCUCUCCAUGAGAGUUCCGGUCCUGAGCAGGUGAAGCGUUGCUCCACGGAUCCACAGCAUCCAGAUGGUUUCAGGUCCCCUGAUAUGGACCGACUUUCCCAUGGAUCUAUGAAUAAUCAGGAACAUUCUGAGUCUCCACCAGACAAAGAGAGCACCGCUGAGGUUCCUCUGCUCUCUGACCUCAAUCACAUGCCAUGGGCCGCCCCUGAGGAGUCAACAAGGCCGUUACCCAGCAGGACGGGUAAUGGAUCCAUUAACCUGGACCCUGAAACCAUGACUCAUGAUACACGGUCCUCAGCUCUGUGCCGGAACCCGAUGAGUCAAACAUCUUCAGCUAAAUCCAAGGCUCUCCAUGUUGGACCACAGUCUGGAGGUUCUGACCUAAACGAGCGGGUCGUAGAAGAUCAAGCUGACUCAAACCCAGACGCUUGCUUUAAAUCUCCUGGUGGUUCAGAGAGUCCUGCAGAAAGCGAUGAACCCAAACAGCAGAUGGAAAAUGGUUCUUUGAUCCGCAAAGCUUCAGUUAUUCAAAGUAUCAGGUCCGCUUCAGUAGAACCAGAACAGACGUUCAGAAGUGAAAGCCCUUCUGAGACAAAUGUGGCCUUCAAGCAGCUCAGUAAAUUCCAGCCGGUAGCAUUCAUGUCCAGCUUCCUGAACCAGAACAAGCAGCCUGAGGUGAAUAGCAGCCCUGAAUCAUCCAGGACCGGUAACAGGAACCCAAACACAACCCGGCAUGGACCCACAGGUGGAACAGAGGAGAGCCAUUUAGCUUCCAGUUCAUCUGACAUUGAGGAGCAGCCGCCCUCGCCCAUGACUCAGAGGACAUUAUUACAACUCCAGCUGUCUCCUCUGCCUUCUCUCACCUCACCACCACUAAGAGCCGCCAAAGACUCUAAAAGCAAAGCCUACUCCAGGUUGGCCUCCCAGCUUUCUCCCAUUUCCAGAGGAGAAAUGACUAACGGCAGAGCCAGAAGUCAAGGCUUGAAUUCCCUGCAUCGUGUUAAAAAAGCUCAGCUAACGGCAGCAAACGGCCCAGAAGCAGGUCUGGGGUUAAAGUUCAGCUCUUCCAAGCUAAACGGUCCAGGACUGAGUCUUUCCAAAGACGUCAGCCUGUCCACAGACUGCAAGCCUUUCUCUGUCCGACAUAAAAUCAAGUCCUUCGAAAGCUUGGCCCACUUGGAUAGACCUGUAGCCAAAAGCAGCGAGGUCCACACGUUGGCGGUAGCGUACACCGCUUCGCUCAACCAGAGGAUUGCUGGAUAUAUGGACCUGGUUAAUUCUGUGCAUUGGCGCGGACAGCGAAGGAACAACGACCCUCUGACAGCAGCAGCGUCCCUCCCACCUCCUCUAAGCAAACCUGCUGAGGAUGAAGCUCAGAAAGCUCCAAAUGGGACCAUGACAAGGACCCCUCUGGUGCUACGAAGGAAACAUGGCCGCCUUCCCAGCAGGAAGGUGCAUCAGCUUCGGGCCGUCAGUAUGCCCGAUCUGGAAACGCUCUGCACCGAGAACUUCAGCCUAGGGAAUAAAGCUGCUGAUCCCAGCCGCCAAUCCGCUACUGCGGAUGACACGCCUUCUGAGGACGUACCUCAGGGGCCCCCAGAGGCCGAGAAGUAUGGCUGGUCCAUCAGAUUAAAGGAGUUGGUAGAAUGUCCUGUAAGUCAGUGUAAGCUGCAAACCCUGCUGACCUCCCAGACGGCUCGGUCCUUUGUGAUGAGUCUGCUGGAGUGGACCGAGGCGCGCUCACAGGUCGUCAACAACAACCACGCUGUGCUCGUUGUCCUGAAUAAGGAAGAAGGUGCAGGACUGGGCUUUAGUGUUGCCGGCGGUGCCGACGUUGAGCAGAAACAAAUAACUGUCCACCGGGUCUUCGCUAAGGGAGCAGCUAGCCUCGAGGGAACCAUUCAAAGCGGUGACGCCAUUUUAUCCAUAAACGGAGCGAGUCUGGAGGGUAGAACCCAUGUGGAAGCUGUGUCCUGCCUCCAUCAGACCAGGUUCUCCAAGCAGGCUGUAGUCGUCAUAUCGAGGAGUGAGGACAGCGAGCUGAAGAUCCAGUCCACUCCAAGAACCUGAGUCCUACAGAAAAUAAGUGUGGAAGCUCGGGCUUGA